This is a messenger RNA of Lingula anatina, 909 nucleotides long. RefSeq names its product WD repeat-containing protein 46-like. The record is from RefSeq and is a predicted model, not a curated record. NCBI's taxonomy places the organism in Eukaryota, Metazoa, Brachiopoda, Lingulata, Lingulida, Lingulidae. Gene Ontology annotation, cellular component: 90S preribosome; nucleolus; small-subunit processome. Gene Ontology annotation, molecular function: protein binding. Gene Ontology annotation, biological process: maturation of SSU-rRNA from tricistronic rRNA transcript (SSU-rRNA, 5.8S rRNA, LSU-rRNA).
UUCUUUUCAAACAUCUUAUAUAAUUUCAACAGAUUUGUUUACUCCAAGAACUGAUGCGCUGACCUUCAGCUUUUUAACAGGUCUUUCUGGGGAGACAGUUGUGUUUUGUUUGCUGACAGUUGCUUCUGCUCUUCCUUGACAAUCAACAGGGCGAUUUCCUGGGUUUUUAUCAGUAUUAUUUCUAUUUGAUCUGGUCCGUACAGAAUGAACUACACCAGAAACGGCAGGUUUCUGCUGAUAGCUGGCAGGAAGGGUCACGUAGCUGCCAUGGACUGGCAGACCAAGAAACUUAUGUGUGAGAUGAAUGUCAUGGAGACAGCCCAAGAUGUCAAGUGGUUGCACAUUGAGACCAUGUUUGCAGUAGCUCAGAAACAGUGGACAUAUAUCUAUGAUAACCAGGGGAUAGAGCUGCACUGUUUGAAGGCUCUGGACUGUGUACUCAGAAUGGAGUUUCUUCCUUACCAUUUCCUUCUGGCGUCAGCUGUAAGUAGUGGGACUUUCAAGAAUAUCUCAAUAAAGUGUGAAGAACAUUUCAUGUAUUUUAUGAUUGUUUUUUACAUAAAUAUUUAUGAUAUGCCCUAAGCCUAUACUUUCUUUGAGGAGCGGGGUACAGUCUCUUGAAAUUAGCAGGAGCAAAUAAUUACUGCCAAGCAGUAGCAAGGUUAUGAUCAUAACAAACCUGUUGAUUUUAAAGCCCUAUUCUAAACAAAUUGAUAAAUAUAUUUGAGUUUAUGUAUAGUCUUUGGGGGAAGUAUCAGAUAUUUUAAGAACAUUAGUGCUGAGAUAAAGUGUUUGAAAUAUUUGAACACACGCACUGAGAAAGCAUUGUUAUAAAAGAUCUCUAUUCAAGUUUAGGUUUUUUCCCAGCAGGCACUCAACGUUGAUUCAACAUUGAGGAUAGGUUGAGAU